Messenger RNA from Leopardus geoffroyi (Geoffroy's cat), 1654 nucleotides. It is a transcript of the gene GDPD3, whose product is annotated as glycerophosphodiester phosphodiesterase domain containing 3. Gene Ontology annotation, biological process: glycerophospholipid catabolic process. The record is from RefSeq and is a predicted model, not a curated record. Gene Ontology annotation, cellular component: endoplasmic reticulum membrane. Bases 551 to 1456 code for a protein of 301 amino acids. Gene Ontology annotation, molecular function: phosphatidylcholine lysophospholipase A1 activity; phosphoric diester hydrolase activity. NCBI's taxonomy places the organism in Eukaryota, Metazoa, Chordata, Mammalia, Carnivora, Felidae. The transcript is spliced from 11 exons.
GGUGGCCAGGGUUGAAGAUGGGAGUGUAAGGAGCGCCAGACUCCUGGACAGAGUGGGGUCAAUUUUCCCCUUAGUCACUGUCCUCUCCCCUCCCAAAUGGCUUCCCAUCUCGCUGGCUGGGGUGAUUCGGGGGUGACUCAGGGACAUCCUACACACCCCUGGAUUCUCUGGAAAUGGCAAGGGGUGGUGUGCUGUAUACCCCGGCCACCAGCACCCAUGGGAGGGGGGAAGGUUGUAGCAGACCCAGCGCUUGGGGUGGGGGUGGGGGUUGUGUCCCCAGCAUGGCUGAGGAGAGAGGGGUGCUGGGGUCCGUGGAGGAUCUAGAGGCAUGAGAGCCAGAGCUGCCGGGCACCUCUCCUGCCUGUACCCCCUCCCCGGCUGAGCCCUGCAGCCUGGCCCCAGGCCAAGAGCCGGCUCAGCAGGUCCCAGGGGUGUGGUGGCUACCAGCGGUGGAGCCAGCCUACGCUGGCCAGGCAAUCAGCAGAGGCAGCACAGUCCAUCAGGAGCAGCCGAGUGUGUGGCAGCGGGAGCCCAGAGAGGCAGCGUGACCAUGAGCUCUCUGCUCUCCUACGCCCUGCCCGCCCUGGGCAGCUAUGCCAUGCUGUCCAUCUUCUUCCUGCGCCGGCCUCGCCUGCUGCACACACCCUGGGCUCCAGUCUUCCUGCCACGCCUGGGGGCCCACCGAGCAGGAUCUGGAGAACUACUGGAGAACACCAUGGAGGCCAUGGAGAACUCCCUGGCCCAGCGAUCAGACUUCCUGGAGCUUGACUGCCAGUUGACACGAGAUGGUGUGGUGGUGGUAUCUCACGACAAGAACCUGUCCCGCCAGUCAGGCGUGAAUAGGGACGUGAGCAGCCUGGACUUUGAGGAGCUGCCCCUCUACAAGGAGGAGCUGGAGGUCUACUUCUCACCAGGUCGCUUUGCACACGGGUCGGACCGGCACAUGGUGAGUCUGGAGGACGUGUUCCAGAGGUUCCCUCGGAUGCCCAUGAGCGUGGAGAUCAAAGAGGAAAACGAAGAGCUCAUUAACAAGGUAGCAGGCCUGGUGAGGCACUUUGACCGAAAUGAGAUCACCGUCUGGGCCACGGAGAAGAGCUCGGUCAUGAAGAAGUGCAGGGCUGCUAACCCCGAGAUGCCGUUCUCCUUCACCAUCGGCCGAGCUGUCUGGUUGUUACUGCUCUAUUACCUGGGGUUGCUGCCCUUUGCAUCCAUCCCGGAGAGGUUUUUCUUCUGCUUCCUGCCCACCAUCAUCAAUAGGACCUACUUCCCAUUUUCCUGCUCUGGGCUGAACCAGCUGGCAGCUGUGAUUUCCAAAUGGUUAAUCAUGAGGAAAAGUCUGAUCCACCACCUGGAGCAGCGAGGAGUGCAGGCCACCAACAUGAAGUCACUGAGCACAGAGUUGGGUAGUAUUUCCACCUUACACAUUCAGCAGAUGCGAACAACCGCCAGAGCGUAGGUGGUCUUUUGGUGCCUUAAUGAAGAGUCGGAUUUUGAAGUGGCCUAUGGCCUGGGGGCCAGUGGCGUCAUGACAGAUUACCCCACAGCCCUGAGGCGCUACCUGGACAACCAUGGAGGAGCUGCCGAGGCCUCCUAACAGCCCGGAGGCCCUCACCCUCUCCUCUAUUUCUCUUCUUCAAUAAAUAUUCUCUUUUCA